GUUGGCUAUGGAAGAAUGUCGACAUUUUCUGCUCUCCAAUAACGCCUUUUAAAUAAAACGUUUUAACUUUAUUAUUUAUAUUCAGGCACUGGCAGUACAGCCAUAUGGGUCUUUCAAAUGUCUUCGCAAAAAAUACACAUGGCAGAAGUUUGUGCAGCGGCUCAGCACAGAGGAGGUAGCGAGUUUCAGUAACGUUGCUUUUAAUUAAGGCUCCACAAACCUCGCGGUUUAGAGAAGAUUUCAAGAUGAGCUUAGAGCCAUGUCCAUAUUGUGGAAAGCCAUUCAAAAGGCUGAAAUCUCACCUCCCUCACUGUAAAAUGUCUCCUGGUUCUAAGACCACCAAAAACAAUAAAGCUCCUGCAGAAUCACUCACUACUUCUCCUAAAGACACACCUCCUAAAGAAAAGAAAAGCAAAGUAAAUGUCUUUGACAAGAAGCUGAAUGACUCUUCCUUUCAGACUAUCUCAAAAAUUUCAGCAAAACCCAAGGUCAGUAUGACAGCUGAAAAGGUAAAUAUGGAUGAGCUCACUGUGACCAAAGCCCUGACAUCAGAGCGAAGGAACCCAGCUACAGUGAAGCCCAAAAUCAAGUGGCUUGCAAAAAGAGAACAGGAGAUGGCUAAACAAGCUAUACUUUUAACACCAAAGGGAAGCAAAUUAAUCUCAGACUCUCUACAGGAGAAGGAUAACUGCUUAGUUGAAACAUCGCAAUGCCAAGUUAAAGGAGCACUUCAAACAGAAGGCCAGAAUCAGAAAAUGCUUACAGGGGCCAAACUGACCACACUAGUAACCACCAAGAAGUUCACUGCCCCUGAUGUUUUGCAUGUUACAUGGACCACAGGCUCCCAGGCUGAGCGAAGUAUGCCAAAAUGUAAAGCAAAAGGAAACAUUUUGGAAGAAAUACAAAUUACCCCAAAGGCUUUGACCAAAGAUCAUGCAUCAACUCCAACAGUAAAAGAGCGAGCAGAUUUCAGUUUCUUUCAAACCAAGACUUGUGUGUGGGACCACUUUAAACAUGGACUUUAUGCCAGGAGAUCUGGUAUUAUGUCAUUGUUACACCCCACAGCAGAAACACAUGAAGCAUCUAUUUCUAACUGUAAAAAUACUACAGUUUUUCUACACAAGGCUCAUAUAGAAAAUAAUCAGAAUUCUGUUACAAAGGCAUCCUCUGCACCAUUGCUUGCAUCUGCCCAGACUUCAGUCAAAAGGCCUGCUGAAGACUUGCUUACUUUAGUAUUAGAAAGCAAGACUGUCGUGAAACGGACACCUGAGAUGGCAGCAGGUUAUGAUGGAGCACUGUUCUCACCAUUCAGGAACCCAGAAAUUUCCUCUAAUGAAGAUUUAUGGGCAAAGUGUGAAUCCACAAGGUCUCGUCCACAAAGUCAAGGUCCUGUGACAGAGCAGAGACUAGGGGAUGUAAGACUUGGCGAGCUUGCUGCCUGGCUUGGUGCUCGGACACCAAAAUCACCCAGAGAGGCCAUGACCAUGUUGAGCAGAGGUUGGCAGUGGUAUUACAGAAAGUACAUUGACGUGCAGAAAGGAGGAAUUGGAGGAAUUACAAUGCUGAUUGCUGGUUACUGUGUACUAAGUUACAUAUGGAGUUAUCCUCAUCUCAAGAAAGAACACUGGAGGAAGUACCACUAGAGUGGAGGAUUUUAGAAUUGAUGUUUCAGAAGUAUUUGAACCAUAGUGGAAAUAUGAAGGGAUACAAAGUGACACAUUUAAGAACAUAUUGAUAUGUUUUUUAUUUAGAAAAUGUCUAUUACUAUUAUUGUUAUUGUUAUUAUUGUUAUUAUUAUUAUUAUUUAUUAUUAUUGUUGUUGUUAUUUUCACUUUUUAAAGUUUUGUUUUUAAUAAAAAAAAUAAAAACAAUGAAUUUCUGCCACACUUGCAUACAUACAGAUACAAUCCUCUAUGAGUCCUGAUAAAUGCAUGGUAUGGUGACUGAAGUUGUACUUCAGCUUUAAAAUAAACUGAUGCAUGACCAUUUUCUAACCUCUCAUUUUACCUUAAAAUUAAACUAGCUGUUUGUUACUGAUCCUUUAGGAUUUGUAUAUGCAAAUAAGCUCUGUUAUGAUUGGCUGCCCUGUAUUGUGCCCCAUUCAAAAGUUGUCCAAAGCAGCAGAGCUAAAGGCUGUAGGCUGUAUGAAUGUAUUUACAGUACUGUGCAAAAUUAUAUAAGAAAAUUUGACCUAGAAAAAAAUCAUUUUGGGCAGUAAAUAAUUAUUUGCUCAACAAAUUCAUAUGAUGGUGGAAGGUAUUGAAGAGAAAUCUGCAAUUAAACGUAUCAAGAUAUUAACUACUUUGAGGGAAAAAAAAAAACAUCUUUUUGCUGCCUUAAUGUUAAAACAAUUACCACCAGUUCCUAAGACUUUUCAACAAUACUGUAUGUAAAUGUGA
This is a messenger RNA of Pygocentrus nattereri (red-bellied piranha), 2399 nucleotides long. RefSeq lists its product as uncharacterized. NCBI's taxonomy places the organism in Eukaryota, Metazoa, Chordata, Actinopteri, Characiformes, Serrasalmidae. The transcript has 5 exons. The record is from RefSeq and is a predicted model, not a curated record. Bases 246 to 1643 code for a protein of 465 amino acids. Gene Ontology annotation, biological process: proton motive force-driven mitochondrial ATP synthesis. Gene Ontology annotation, molecular function: proton-transporting ATP synthase activity, rotational mechanism.